Molecule: messenger RNA, 1303 nt
Organism: Sesamum indicum (sesame)
Lineage: Eukaryota; Viridiplantae; Streptophyta; Magnoliopsida; Lamiales; Pedaliaceae
Product: cinnamyl alcohol dehydrogenase 2
Molecular function (GO): zinc ion binding; oxidoreductase activity, acting on the CH-OH group of donors, NAD or NADP as acceptor
Source: RefSeq, a predicted model, not a curated record
GGUCAUUUUGCAUUUCUCAGCUUUGUAGAAACCUGUCAAUGGCGACAUCGCCCGAAACAGAGCACCCGGUGAAGGCUUUUGGAUGGGCUGCCAAAGACACAUCUGGCAUUCUUUCUCCAUUCAAGUUCUCCAGAAGGGCUACUGGGGAGCAUGAUGUGCAGCUCAGAAUCCUGUACUGUGGUGUGUGCCAUUCAGAUCUUCACAUGGCCAAGAAUGAGUUGGGUUUCACUCAGUUUCCCAUGGUGCCUGGGCAUGAGAUUGUAGGAAUAGUGACAGAAGUAGGCAGCAAGGUGAAGAAAUUCAAGGUGGGGAACAAAGUAGGUGUUGGCUGCUUGGUCGGCUCUUGUCGCCAAUGCGACCUGUGCGAUAGAGAUCUUGAAAAUUACUGCGCCAAACAGAUCCUUACCUACAGUAUGCCUUACUACGAUGGCACCAUCACACAGGGAGGUUACUCCGACAUCAUGGUGGCCGACGAGCAUUUCGUCAUCCUUUGGCCGGACAACUUUCCGCUCGAUGCCGGUGCUCCCCUCCUCUGUGCCGGGAUCACAACAUAUAGCCCAUUGAGGCACUUUGGACUCGACAAGCCCGGAAUGAGUGUUGGGAUUGUUGGUCUUGGUGGACUUGGCCAUUUGGCGGUGAAGUUCGCUAAGGCUUUUGGGUGUAGGGUGACGGUCAUUAGUACAUCUAUUAAUAAGAAGGAGGAAGCAAUAGGAAAACUCGGUGCGGACGAGUUCUUGGUUAGCAGUGACCCAGAACAGAUGCAGGCCGCAAUAGGCACAUUGGACGGUAUCAUAGACACGGUCUCUGCAACUCAUUCCCUUUUUAUGCUAGUGAGUUUGUUGAAGGCCGAAGGGAAGCUUAUCUUGGUUGGUCUUCCACAAAGCCUAGAAAUACCUAUUUUUCCCUUACUUAUUGGUAGGAGGGCUAUAAUCGGAAGUGCAACCGGAGGAUUGAAGGAGACGCAGGAGAUGAUUGAUUUUGCUGCUAAACACAACAUACUACCGGAUGUGGAGAUGAUCCCUAUGGAUUAUGUGAACACGGCUAUGGAGCGUCUGUUGAAAUCUGAUGUGAAGUACCGCUUCGUUAUUGACAUUGCAAGUACACUAAAGGCGGAGUAAGAUUGGUAUUUGGUCUUGGAGUUGUUACGUUGGUCGUCUCUUCUAUAACUUUUACUUAUCCUUAGAAAAAACAGUGAGAUUGUUAUCUCGCUUUUUAGAAAAUUGUGGGGACAUGUUAUUGAGAUGUGGAAUAAUGAGAACUAAUUAAUCAUCCUUGUUUUCAUUUAAUAAGACCUCUUACUUAA